Alnus glutinosa is the source of this 1645-nucleotide messenger RNA. Its product is annotated as transcription factor bHLH113. Gene Ontology annotation, biological process: regulation of transcription by RNA polymerase II. Gene Ontology annotation, molecular function: RNA polymerase II cis-regulatory region sequence-specific DNA binding; protein dimerization activity; DNA-binding transcription factor activity, RNA polymerase II-specific. Lineage: Eukaryota; Viridiplantae; Streptophyta; Magnoliopsida; Fagales; Betulaceae. Gene Ontology annotation, cellular component: nucleus. The transcript has 5 exons. The coding region runs from base 528 to 1202 and encodes 224 amino acids. The record is from RefSeq and is a predicted model, not a curated record.
UGAGUAAUGACGUAUCGGUUUCGGGGGACCAAAAGCCGAAACGGAAAACUGGGUUAGUUUGGGGGAAAAACACGUUGGGGGGCGAAACCACGGUUUUCUCGGGCCAGGUGGGUUUGACCAAAGACGUCGAAAACCAACGCCAGCCUUGGAAAAAGAAAGCCCAGCACGAGCCACAGCUAAGUGAGUCCCGGAGUGCGUAUUGUAACGGCUGUAACCCCACCACAACAAAUAUCACAAGCACACUGCACACAUGACACUACAAAAUCUGUCUCAUCGGACACAGUUUCAUCUCUAAAGAAGCUUCUGUUGUUUUCUCUUGAACCAAACCCCACUUUCCCAAUCGCUUUUUGUUUGUCUCUCCCUCUCUCUCUCUCUCUCUCUCUCUCCCCUUAUAGCUGUGUUUCAGUUACUCUCUCAGUGGUCCUCUCUCUUUCUCUUUCUGAAGAUACAAAAGAGGAGCUUAAUAAAUCUUGGGUUUUGUAAACUUUUUUUUUUUUUUUUUUGGUGGAAGAUUUUAGGGGUUUCUGAUGGCGGAGAAUGAGGGAUUUGGGGGGGACCAUCUCAGAGGGGCAACGAGUUUCUCUCAGCUUUUGCUGGCAGGUGAUGAUGGUGAUUGUGAUGUUGCUGUGGGUCUUGAUGUGGACCGCACCAUCAACUACUCCUCUGUUUUUUCCUCUGAAAAGCCUCCCAAAAUGCUCUGCUUUGGGAGCUACCAGCACAAAGGAGAGCUUGUGUAUCCUGAGACUACAAGGACUCCGCAGAAAUCAGGAGUCACAUGCAGUGAUUCCUCCUCCGCUUCUUCCAGCAAUAAUAGCAGUAUAAACACUCUUUCAAAAUCUGCUGCUGCAAGUAAAAAACGAAAUGGGUCCGGCCAGGAAUCGGUGCAGUGCAUGAGCACCAUCACCACAGCUGCGGUGGCAGGUCAGAGAGCCACUAAAAAGCCCAAGACGGAGAAUCCCACCCCGGUCGGCCAUGCAAAGAGGAAAGAGAAGCUAGGAGAACGAGUCACAACAUUGCAGCAGCUCGUUUCUCCCUUUGGCAAGAUACGGCGUCGGUGCUUCACGAAGCGAUGGGAUAUAUCAGGUUUCUUCACGACCAGGUUCAGGUCCUGUGCUCCCCUUACCUUCAACGCCUGCCCUCCUCCCCACCCCACCACCUGCUUGAGGGCGGAGAAAGCGGAGGAGAAGCAAGAAAGGACUUGAGGAGCAGAGGGCUGUGCCUGGUUCCAGUAGAAUGCACCUUACACGUGUCGGACAGCAACGGUGCUGAUUUCUGGUCGGCUGCUGCCAUGGGGAGCGAUGUUUCAUCGUCAGCAAAGCAGUGAAUCCCUCGUCGUUUGUCAAAACUUUCACACUUGUGUAAAUGGUGGCCUUGUCUUGUGCCUGCCCAGAUGGGUACUUCAAACCGUAAUGACUGCUCCUUUUUUGGGAAAAGGUCAAAAAGGGUGAAAGAAAAAAGAAUGAACAAAGCUGACAGGGGGGCUGGCUUGAAGGCUCAAAGUUUACACACGGUUAAAAUGCGUUUUUCUUCUUCUUUUGUAAAACUGAUCCGAAGGGGAAAGGGGUGGCUUUUUGGUUUUUGGUUUUUGGGAAGGAAUACCUGUAAAUUUCCCAGGCUUAACGAUUACCAAGGCAGGCAAUUUUCA